Messenger RNA from Esox lucius (northern pike), 7206 nucleotides. RefSeq lists its product as uncharacterized. The record is from RefSeq and is a predicted model, not a curated record. The transcript is spliced from 5 exons. Bases 489 to 5069 code for a protein of 1526 amino acids. Lineage: Eukaryota; Metazoa; Chordata; Actinopteri; Esociformes; Esocidae. Gene Ontology annotation, molecular function: 3'-5'-RNA exonuclease activity.
GUGUUUUUUUAAAUGUUGUUAACAAGACGCUGAUGCAUCGUGUUCAUAUGUAAUCUCGUUGCUUUGUUGAGUCCAAAAUACUUUUACCAAGAAACUAUUUUCGGUGAUUUUUUUCGCUUUAUCAAAUGCUGCGCAGGAGAACGUAGGUGCAUUUCCAUCUAUCAACCGACAGUAGCUGUAAGGUCAGAUAAACUUCACUUUGGUUACAGAAGUUAACCGACUUAACAUCAACCCAACGAUUAGCUACUCUAGGUAGUUGUCGUAAAAAGCUACAUAGAAGCAUUAAUAUUGAAUACGUUUCGUAUUUUUAUCUAUCCAUUUGCAUUUAUAUUCCCAUCUAUAACAGGAAGUUAAAACGUUGUCUGCUACUUACAUCAACUUUCAAGUGCCUUGCAAGCAAAACCUUACUGUUAGUUAGCUAGAUAGCUAAAUGGGCUAACUCACAACUCAAAGAGAGAGGCGAUUUCUCAGUCACGCUUGUCGGACUGAUGUUGAAAGAAACGUCGCCAGACAUGGCCGAAGGUACUGGGGCUGGUGAUGGGGUGAUUAAAGCAACAAUUAUUGGUGCUCAGGACCUGAAAAUUACACAGAACCUAUCGAGUAUUAACGCAGUAUCACCGGGCGUAGACCAGUUUCAAAGACCAACUGGGAACUUGAGUGGUAAAGAAGCUAAAAGUGUUUUUGUUAAAACUCCUCAAGGUAACCCAUUCCCUGAGGUAGUUAAUUUAGUCAAAGAGGAGUUGUGUGAUAUUUCAAUAGGAAGCAUAUUUACAUCAGACACAGUAAGUAUGUUUUGUAAAGAUCAAACCACACAAACAAUUACACAUGCGAUGAAAACCUUUCAAGUACAUGCCCCACUCAAUCAGGAAGUACUGGCUAGUAAAGAUGAUUCUUCAGGCCCGAGUAUUGCCAUCCACUCUCGGCCAAGCUCACCUGCUACAACAAAUAACUGUAGUUCAACUCCAGUGCUUCAUCCUUGUCAUAUUCAGACUCAACCUAUUAUAGUUACAGACAAAUGUCAAGCGCUGAAUGAUCAGUCUGCUCAGUCAGAGCAUCAACAUUUGUGGCAGUGGCGUAGCAGUUUAGCUUUAAAAACUUCUGGAAGUUAUUUUAAAUACUUAGAUUGUAAGAGAAUAGGUUUAAGUUUCAAUGUUGGAUCUGAGGAAAAACAGAAACUAAAUUUGGAGUUACUAACUAAUGGUGUAAUGUUUGAGGUUUAUGAUUUUGCCAAAGAAAUGAAUAAAUGUCACCAGCAAGUUGUCUUUGAUAUUUUAGAUUACAACUUUGAACUCAAUUUGCAACAUGAGCAACAGCAUGCAUUUACAGGUCACACUAUGUCAAUAAGAUUAAUAGAAAUGAUUAGACAAUCUAUGUCUGUGCAAGAAAAAACUGAUUUGUUAGCAGAAGUCUUUGAACUUCCAGAAGUAACACUUAACGCUGAUGAAAUCAGCAGGCCGACCCUUGGUUUGGUGGGUGAAUGUGCUGACAUUGCCAUGAGGGUUGAAGAUUGUCCACUGGUCUUAUCACCAUCAUUUGACAAUGAAUCUGUUAAAGCUGGUCAGGAGAAUGGACCUGUUAAUACUUGUAUAAUGGACAAGCCUGAUCUAGACCCAUCUCUUCAGUGUGCCAUGAUCUCUCAAAAGAAAGAAGUUACACUGUGUGAUGACAGAACAACUCACAGCCUUGUUAUCAACCAUUCCCCCUUGGGGUCUACAAUGAACAAAGUGUCAAAUGACUAUUACACCUGCUGUAAAAAAAUAGAUAUUGACUUUAACUUGAAAUCAAAAUCUAGGACCAAGAAGAAACUUAGCUUGGACUUGCUAAGCAAAGAUGUAAUGAUUGAAGUGGAUAAUUUUGCCACAAAAGUGUGCGGCUCUUACAAGGAAAUUGUCUGUGAUGUUCUACAGCACAAUUUUGAACUGGAUUUGCAAAGUGGGAAAACUCAGUUGUCUUUAAAUAUUAUGUCAGAUUUGAUGAAAAUAAUUUUGGAACAUAAACAAAUCUCAUCAUCCCAAGAGAGUCUUGAGUUCUCAAAGAAAGUAUUCCUAGAAUUUCCCAAGAAAACAGAUGUUUCAAUUUCUCAAGAAAUGUUGGAUCUUUACCCACGAUGCAAGGCAAUUGGUGUAGACCUUGAUAUGAAUAGGCAGUCAAAAGCCAAACAGAAAAUUGACUUGGUGCUUCUUACUGAUGGUGUGAUGUAUGAGGUUCAUAAAUUUGCAAGAACACAUUUAAGUGAAGAAAUCUAUGCAUGCAGCCUCUGUGAUAUCUUAGAAUAUAAUUUUAAUAUGAAUCUGCAAAGUCUUAACAGUUUGUGCUUCACCACCAGUAUUGGGAAAAAAAUAAGGAAUAUUUUUAAAAAUCAGUACAUUUGCAAAAGAAGGCAAGAGGCUAAUGUUCAACUUGCAGUAGCAUCGAUGCAGCAACAUAAUCUUUCUCAGGUAGCUGCCACUGUUGUAGAGCAAGACUCAGAGAAGAGCCAUGUAGAUAUUUGCCGAAAAAUGAUCCAUAAAAUUUUAAAGACUGGUGAUCUGCAGCAAUUGCCAAUAUUUUCCAAAGUAGCUGAAUAUUUUGCUCCUGAAAACAAAUUGAAACAAAUUCUUGCGAAAUACAAAUCAGACAUACUACCAUAUAUUGUUGAAGAAUAUAGUAACUUUAGUUACUCUGACAAACAAAUGAUGUCACUUGUGAAUGAGCUAUUUUGUGGUUUACAUUUGAUUGAUUGCUUGGCUCACCAGGCAAAAACAACUCUUUUAAUCUGGGAGAGGAUUAUAUUAGGCAAUGCCCCUAGCACUGGAAAAACAGAGUUGAAGGCUGAAACUGUGCGUUUGGUAAAUACUGUCAACGUUGCCAUCCGAGAACUGAAAUUGCCACAAUUUUCUCCAUCCAGUGGAAAUAGAUUUGACAGUCUGUUUAAUGAUGGAGCAGUGACUUACAGCAUCCAUGAUGAUGUGUUAGAGUUUUCAAAAAAGUGGAGAACUGGAAAGAACGUGCUGGCAGAAUUUACUGCUGAUUUGCAGGUUCCACUAUUCAAAGCAGGAUGCCGGGCUCUGGGCCUUAUUUCAAAGCUAGUCAUUGAUCCUCUCUGGAGAGCCUUGUCUUGGGAGGGAAAUGUUUUGGAAAUGGAAAUAAGAUACCAAACACUUAUUGCCAAGCUCAAGAAAUGGCAGGAUAAUGGAAGAGACAUUGUUGAAGGAACUGCACAGUUGUUUGAUGACAUCAAGGUUACCAAAGACCUUGUGCUUGACCGGCUUACCAUGUGUACAGACACAGACUUUUUUGAAUUGACAGUUCAAAUUGUUGAAUUACUCUCUGCCAGCUUUCUGAAAGUAUGUUGUAAAGCACUGUCUGGCAAUCAAGGACUAGCAUCAGAAGUAGUAAAAAAUGUCUGCUUCAAGAAAGAUUUGUUUGUCUUGAAACAUCUGCAAAAGGUAAAGUCAAAUGCAAUCAGUAUUGCACUGGAAGCCACUGGCAUGUUUAAAAGGAAUCGCACUUUGGAAUGGCUUCUCUCUUUUGACAAACAAAAGAAAAUGUGUUUGUUAAAAGAAUUACAGCAAGCAGUGAAGCAGCAUGGAGUAUUGGCUGGCCAAAGAAAAACAAACCGCACAGCAUUGGCUAAAUCAAUAGAAAGGAAAUUGGAGAUUGAUAGAAAUUUAAGGAAACCUCAAACAUUAGCUAAGCGUACACUAAACACUAAAUACACCUCUUUGGCUCAGCAGAGAAAUACAAAAACACAAAAAAAGGCAAAGAUGAAACCUAAGGCAAAAGAAAUACAGCACCAGCUUUCACCUAGACCAUCUUUAAGAAAAGCUCAUGCAGAAAACCAUAAAACUACAAAAUCUGUGACUCGAAAGAGGACAAAUCAAGAACAAGGUGAUAGGGAUGAUAAGGAUGUUGAAAGAGAGAGGCAUUUGUGCAAUGAGUCGGAUGGAAAAACAAAGUCCAAAGCUUUGUCUGAGGAAACAACCAAGACACUAUCUCAGUAUUCAAAAGAUCAUAAUAUGCCUGGACAUUCCACUCCGCUUAUGACCUGGCAGCAGACACUGGAUGAACCAGAAAGUGAGGCAGUGUUAGCUAAAUCAAUGGAAAUGAAACCAGGGAAACUAAGGAAACCUGAAGCUUUGACACUCAAGACCACAGACCUAUCAUGUGCUCUUCAGAGAAAUAUGAAAACUCCAGAAAAGGCAAAGAUGAAGCCUGAGAUGAAAGAAAUACUGCCCCCACAAUCACUUUCUCUAAGAAUAGUAAAGAAUUCUCAUUCUGAAAAACAUGAACCUAAAAUAUUAGAGAAUCAAAAGAGGACAUUUAAAGAGCAAGACGGCAUAACUUCAUUUGCCAAAAAGGGGUUACAGGAUGAUGGAGUUGAAAUGGAACCAGAUUCAGUUGGUAAAACAAAAAAAGCUAACCCAAACGCUUUGUCUGACCUAACAUCUGAGACACUGUACAUUCCUACUGUGGAUAAACAGCAGACACUAGAUGAGCCAGACAAUUACAGGGUGUUAGCUAAACAAUUGGAAAUAAAACCAGACGUUAAUAGGAACUUAAGGAAACGUCAAUCUUUGAAUAAGUUCACACUCCAGACCAAAUACAACUCUUUGCCACCGCAGAGAAAUAAAAAAACACUUGGUAAGGCAAAGAUAAAGCCAAAUGCGAAAGGAAUCCAGACCCAGUAUUCAUUUAGACAGUCUUCAAAAAUAGCAUACUCAGAACAACAUAAACCAACAACAUCAGUGAGUCAAAAGAGGACAUUGGGAAAAUUUAAAAGCAAAACUUUGUUUUCCAAAAAUAAGUUAAAGGAUGAUGGAAUGGUUCUUGUAAUGGAAAAGUACUUGUGCAAUGAGUUGAAACGGUACCGUGGUUUGUGGAAAAAAGUAAAAGAUGUUGAUCGAAUGUUGACCUCCUUAGGUAAAGAAGAAAGAUACUCUGCAGUGAUAUGCCAACUCUUGUUUCAUAGGCAUGUUCUUGGGGCAAAAAAUGACCAAGGUUUAUUGAACACCUCAGUUGCAGGCAGGGCAUUGAACUUGCAUGAUCUAGUGAGGAAUUUAAAAAAAAUCAUUUCCAGGACAUUUUAAUGUUUAGAGGAAAUCUAUGACCCUUUUUAUUGUUUAAAUUAUAUAUUUCUAGGCAUUAUAUGCUUAAUUAGAUGGUGACAGUAGGGAAAGGUAGUGAGAGACUUUGCUGAAGGCACAGUAAACCAAAUUUGAACCCAUGGUGCAGCAGUACAUCUGCUUUGAUCACUGUGACACUUCAGAUGUUCAUUAUAUUUAUUUUCAUCCAUACUAUUGACCUAAAUCUUUAUUAUAUUAGAGUACUUGGCACAAAAUAACAACACACACCUUGCAAAUUUAAUAUAAUGGUAUUCAAAAAGUAAUUUUUAAGAAUUGCUUCAAUUAACUUCAUGUAUGGAUGGGAAUAUGAAUUGCUGUUUUUUCAUGCAAUAAGUCUACACAGUAAAGAAAAUGACUGGCCUUUAUCCCCAGUAAUUUUUAACAAGAUCGGUCUUUUCAAAGUUCAGUAAAUUAAGACAAUAAAAUAAAUCUUAAUUAUAUCUGAUAAUUCCUUUAGCAUUCAUUUAAUUUCAUGUAAAGUCUUCUUUUCAAAAUAAAUACUGCAAAUACUGCACUGAAUAGAGCAUCUACAAUUAAAACGUGUAUAUGUCACUUGCCUGACAUCAGCCUUUUUGUUUUACAUUUUUUAAAUAACUGGUGAUUUGUCUUUUAUUUUCCCAGUAAAAAUAGCUCAUGAAUAAAUCCUUACAUUUAUAUAUAUAUUUUUAAAUAAGUAUGUUCUUUAGGAGAUUUUUUUUAUACUUUAUUAUUAGAGGCAGAUGUGAAAAGAAAGCCAGACUCAAAUCCACGUUGCACGGGUAGAUGUGCACUGGAGGCAGUAGGUUAGACCACACUAACAAUAAAUAAUUUUUCUGAUGAGAUGUUUUUCAUUUUUGGCGAGGCUGGGACAAUAAGAAACUUUUUUAUAAUGUCUUCAUAAUUCUCCCACUGGUGGAUAUCCUUCAAUGAUGUAUAACACACUGUGUUGUGUGUGUAUAUAUAAGUCUCCUUGGAUCAAAAGGUGCUGUGUUGUCAUGUCUAGCUGCUAGGUGUGAAUCUCAGAAGCAGAAAGUUUUGCCAACCUUUCAAUUCUACAAUUGAAAGGUUCAGAAAUCCCCACGCCAUUAUCUGACAUGCACCACCAGACGAUAGGAGAGCCGCCAGUGUGCCUCACAGACGUCUGCAGGCAGGGAUCAUCAACUCUUAGGCUAUGAGGACCGGGGCCUGCGGGUUUCCUGUUCUACCUCAUCGUUAAUUGGACCUGCCUGGUGUCUCAGGUCUAAAUAAGUCCCUGAUUAGAGGUUUGCUAUAAAGAAAUGGAAUGGAACUGGCUUUGAGGGCCAGAGUUGAUUACCUCCAUUGUACAAGGUAUAACCAUACUGGAUUUCAGGCACAACGGUAGGAAACGAAUUACAAGUGAGACACUAUACACAGUCUAUAAAAAAACCUAGUAUUUAUAAGUGGUUACUCUGUGUUGUUGUGCUGCAUAGUUAUCAAUCAAAAGUAAUUUGUGAUCCCAGUUUGUAUGUUAACAAAUUUGGAAAAUGUACAAAGGGGGUGAAUACACUGGCACUAAUAGAGAAAUGCUUUCAUUUCACAUCUAGAAAUGGACCCUAUCUACAGCAUGUCAGUAGCACUGGCGGAUUCCAGCAGAGCAACGCUUGAGGAUGCAAACAGCAUCUGUGCUGGAAGAGGAAGAGGUCCUGACAGGAAGAGGUCUGGCAGAUCCAAAGCCACAAAGGAAUCAGAAGAUAUGUUUCUGAGAAUCAACAGCUUGCCUGGCUCACAGGAAAACAGCUUCAAGCACAGCUUCGAAGCAAUCAAGUCUUAGUUUCAACUGUGAAGACAAGACUUCGAGCCUCAGGUUUGACAGGUCGAGUGGCAGUUAGAAAACCAUUACUAAGAUGGCAAAAUAAGAGGCUUGCCUGGGCCUUGAAGAUAGGCCAGUGGACUACUGAAGACAGGAAGAAGAAAUCUACAAGUGACACACAUUUGUGUGAACUUCUGCAACAGUGUUGGGAGAAGAACUUUCUGAACAAUAUUUGAUUUCCCUUGUAGAAAGAAUGCUACAAAUAUGUUUGGCUGUUAUGUCUGCAAAGGUUGGCUACUUUCAGUCAAAAAUGUAGAUUACAUUUCAUUAAACAAUAAUUUUAAAACAUUC